Protopolystoma xenopodis is the source of this 735-nucleotide messenger RNA. Lineage: Eukaryota; Metazoa; Platyhelminthes; Monogenea; Polystomatidea; Polystomatidae. The record is from the annotation of a GenBank genome assembly.
AUGGUUAUUUCUGUGUUUCUUCGGGUGCCUGUACUGCCUAGGCCUGCAAACGAAAGCACCAGAUCCAAUCCGCUUUCUGAAACUCGGAAACAUAUUAUUAAUAAGUUGGCCUCUUCUCUGGCUCUUGCUGCAGCCAACUUCUGCUAUAUGAAUGAGUUUCGGUCUACCUACGCGGAUUCACCUACAUGCAAUGGAUCCAGAAACGACCGCUUCCGACUUCCGGCCACCACUAGCACCUCUUCUACUGGAAGACAGGAAUCGGCCUCUCAUAUGUCUCUUGAUUCCUUAGCUCCAUUACUACUACUAAAAACCGUGCCACGGCCCCCUGGACUAGUUUCUGCGCGAGAGCUGAGAGCUCUUCUUACCAAAAAUUUUGAGAGCAACUGGCAACUUCCACAACUUGAUGUUGCAGCUAACUUACUGCCUACGUCUGAACAGUUCCAGGUAUCUUCUUGGGCACCUGGUAUUUUCGAACGUCUUACUCGGCGUCUUUCUCUUUUUGCUAUAAAUCCUUUUGGCCUAUCCAAGCAAGCAAUGCAUCCAGUACAACAAAGCUCUGAGAACCUCUUUUAUGGUGCUGAACGAAUCGCUCCCCUCGUUCGGGCUAUGCAGAUGAAUACCCCUACUAGCCAGCCCACAAUUUGCCCAGAUAAAAGUGCUGCUUCGCCUAUUCAAGCGCCUACCCAAGUCAGGCCAACGACUCGAGCUGCAGCAUACAAACGCCUUAAAAUGUGA